Molecule: messenger RNA, 1304 nt
Organism: Branchiostoma belcheri (Belcher's lancelet)
Lineage: Eukaryota; Metazoa; Chordata; Leptocardii; Amphioxiformes; Branchiostomatidae
Product: homeobox protein slou-like
Exons: 2
Coding region: 250-1278 (342 amino acids)
Biological process (GO): regulation of transcription by RNA polymerase II; cell differentiation
Cellular component (GO): nucleus
Molecular function (GO): DNA-binding transcription factor activity, RNA polymerase II-specific; RNA polymerase II cis-regulatory region sequence-specific DNA binding
Source: RefSeq, a predicted model, not a curated record
CUGGCAAACCAAUCAAUUAAUGUGUCCGCCAAUUAGAGCGGGGAAGCCCCGCCGAUGUCCAAUUGACACCGUGCGUUCCAAAUGCUGUCCGUAUGUACACGUAGGCUGACCGGGCCGUAUUAGAAAUGCACACAGGCGGCUGAAGCUCCCAGCUGUGCGCCCACAGCAGUACAAACAGUCGGAGAAAAAACACCCCGAGGUCCGGACGUGAGCAGAGCACAGCUCCCUCCUCACAACAAAACAACCAGCAUGCAACAGGGCAGCAACUUCUCCAUAGCCUCUCUCAUCGAGAACGGCAAGCGGGACGCCAAAUCACCUUCUGCGGGAGACCGCGACACGGACGCCGAGGACGACGUCUGCGACGAUUCGGUACCCAAGGACUCGAACCUCGACGAUGUCAACGAGUCAACUUCACAAAAGGACCCAUCUAGCCCCCUGGUAGGUUCCGAUUCAGGCAAGACUGACGCUGAUUAUCAGAAUGCGGCCCCAAAACCGACAAUAUCCGCACAGAAUUGUAUAAAUCCGAGGAAGACGAGCAAUAGUGGGAGCGGAACGAACGAUUCACAGAGUGGGGCUGCAUCGGGAGAGGGUACCAAGAAACCCGCGAUCUGGCACCCGUGGAUUGACACGCCGGAGAGAGAGGACGAUGAGGAGGAAGAAGAGGAAGAAGAGUCAGGGGAGGUCGUCAUUGACGAGAAGGAUGGAGAUAGUAAAGUAGAAAUCGGUGAGCCGACAGGCGAUGAAGAAAAGCCUGAAGACACGGCUGAAGACGGCGAGCAGAAGAGCAAGGAAGGAGGCGAAGUCGAUCCCGAGAAGUGUUCUGCCAAUAACUCGGUCGGUAAAAACGGCAAGCGGAAGCGGGGAGCGGGGGAUCCCGGGCGGUCGGGCAAGCCGCGGCGGGCGCGCACAGCCUUCACGUACGAACAGCUGGUGGCGCUGGAGAACAAGUUCAAACAAACCCGCUACCUGUCCGUGUGCGAGAGGCUGAACCUGGCGCUGUCUCUCAGCCUGACCGAGACUCAGGUCAAGAUCUGGUUCCAGAACAGGAGAACCAAGUGGAAGAAACAGAACCCCGGGAUGGACGUGAACAGCCCCACCCUCACCUGCUCCUCCCCCACCCUCCCCCUCAGUCUCCCCGCGGGGUACCCACACCACAACCCGUUCUACGCCUCCCACCUUCACUACCCCAUCACCACAGGAGCCGCUACCUUACCGUACAUGCUCAACUCACACGCGCUGAACGGACAUCACUUAUAUCACCAUAUCGGACAUGUAUGAACAUCAACCGCUACACGGGGUCAUUU